Uloborus diversus is the source of this 6051-nucleotide messenger RNA. Its product is annotated as zinc finger protein GLIS2-like. Gene Ontology annotation, cellular component: nucleus. Gene Ontology annotation, biological process: smoothened signaling pathway; regulation of transcription by RNA polymerase II. The record is from RefSeq and is a predicted model, not a curated record. The transcript has 6 exons. Gene Ontology annotation, molecular function: DNA-binding transcription factor activity, RNA polymerase II-specific; RNA polymerase II cis-regulatory region sequence-specific DNA binding. Lineage: Eukaryota; Metazoa; Arthropoda; Arachnida; Araneae; Uloboridae. The coding region runs from base 169 to 1548 and encodes 459 amino acids.
CCCGAGUUUUAUUCUAGAGGGGCUGUAGAGGUCCUUUUUUAAUUUAUUCGAAGUAGAAUCUCAGGUAUAUCUCACUAGAAAUGAUUCUAAUUUAUAUAACUGCUUAGUAUGCUAUAUUGCAGUGUUGGAAGUUGUUGAACACACCUCGAUCAUACCUAUAUAUGUGGUAUGGAUCAAGAAAAAUGCAGCGCUAAAGCAGAAGAGAAUGAUAUUUCCAAGGAUGAUAUAGAUUCAUCAGUAUUAGACAGUAGUGAAGAAUUAGAAUUUAUUGAUUUCCAGAAAGAUCCAGUUAAUUUCUGUGUUAGUUCAUAUGACAUCUCAUCAUCAAGCCUAAUUAAAUCACCACUUGUUUCUGAACUGUUGAUAUCACAUGGUUUAUUGAAUAUUGAACAUAUUGAAGACAGGCCACACUGUAAUGCAGAUUCUGAAAGCAAGUUUUGCUCAAUAGAUGACAGCUAUGGUCCUCCAUCAUUUCUAAGAGUAUAUUCUCUGCAGCCUCCGCCAUUUAACUGGAAUAAUGAAGAUGAUGAUGAUGAAAAAAAAGGUGUAUAUAAGUGUGGCUGGGAAGCAUGUGAUACAUAUUUCAGUUGUAGAAAAGAUCUUGCUCAACAUGUAAAUAAUUCACAUAUUUGUCAGGAUGAAAACUCUUUAUAUAGAUGUCAUUGGAAUGGUUGCACUCGACAAGGAAAGGCUAUCAAUGCCAGGUACCGAAUGCUAAUUCAUAUUAGAACCCAUACUCAUGAAAAACCGCAUGGAUGUGAUGUUUGUGGAAAGAAAUUUUCCAGACUAGAGAACUUAAGAAUUCAUAUAAGAUCUCACACUGGGGAAAAGCCAUAUGCUUGUCCUGUUGCCGGUUGCAACAAAGCCUAUUCAAACUCCAGUGAUCGAUUUAAACAUUCAAAGACUCACCAAGAGGAUAAGCCUUAUGUUUGUAGAGUUGAAGGAUGUGAUAAAAGGUAUACUGAUCCCAGUUCAUUACGUAAGCAUAUGAAAUCCACAGCACAUGGAGGUGAUAAUCGACAAAAAUCAAAUUCAAAUCCUCAGGGAAACAAAAAUGGAGAUGUACAGAUCGAAAAUGCUAGUAAUGGUAGCAAAAGUGCUAUCUGCUCUGAAAUAAAAUCAUCAUUUACAAAAGUAAGCAAUCCCAAUAAACCAUAUGCAUGCAAAGCUGAAGGUUGCAAUAAGAGAUAUACUGAUCCAAGCUCUCUUAGAAAGCAUUUAAAGGCAAGCCUCCAUACUAGAGACCAUAAUGCCCUAAAGUUAAAAAUUUCUGUUUCAAAAACUAUGCAAAAUAAAAGCAAUAUUCUUAAUUCUCAGGUAAAUAAUGUUGUCAUUAGUAAAGUGUCUAAAAGUAAUGACCUGUCAGAUAUUUCUGACAACUCAACCAAAGAACUGAGCCUUUCCAAAUUAUCAGAAUCUGAGAGACGAGGUGAGAAAAAUAGCCUUGAUGAUUCAACACCUUUGGAUUUAAGUGUUAGCUGUACUUCAGUCGAUGACAUUUCUGUUGAUUCUCAAUCUACAGUUGAGCUAAAAAAAUUAAAUUCCUGACUGGAUCUUGAUCAAAUUUAUAUUUAUAGCCUAUAUUUUUGUUAUGAGAUACUUUGUAUAAAUAUAUUUUAUCUAUUUUCAUAUAUCUAUAUAAAUAAUAUAUAAAGACGUUAUAUAAUUAAAAUAAUGGAAAUUAAUUGUGAUUUUAAUUUAUAUUUUGGUGUUAUAGAGCUAGAUCAUUUAAUGUAUGUUUAUGUUGGUAUAUUUACUUAUUUAAAUUAUUUUUACCAUAAUCUGUGUAUUUAUUUAUAUGCAUAUAUACUUAUUUAUCUAUAUUUUAGUAUUCCAAAGCUAUUACUUUUGCCUUUAAACACAAAUUUGCUUUCAUUAAAGUUUGUUUGUUUUUUUAUUUAAUAUGGUACCUUGUCAGGUGAAGAAGGUUUGUUGAAUGCAUUUGUAUUAGGAAUAGGGAUUUUCAUUUCAUUUUGCGCAUUGCUUAAUUGAUAUUAAAUUUUUCCACCAAGAUCUAUUGAUUAUUUUGUGUUUAAAGUUGUUUUUUUAUUAGUUGAUAGUUUCAAUUUUAGUUUUUACCUGAGGAAUUUUGUUAAUUUGGCACAUAUGUAUAUGUUGCACUCAUAUUAUGCUUUAAAUGUGCUUUGGCGAUAAUUUCCAAAAAUGUUGCCCAAAAUUUCAACAAUAUUCAGAGUUUGAAUGCUUUUUCUUUUAUUCAAUAAAUAAAAAAACCCUAAUUUAUGUGUAUAAUACAUUAUAUAUAUAAAUAUACUAGCAUAAUACAUAAAUAUAUUGACUCUGUAUAGCAUGUUAGAUAGUACAGGAAUAAGUAUUAUCCUGCUUGAAAAUGUUCCCCGUAAAUUUGAAUUUAAUAUGAACCUAGAAUGAAUGUAACUCUUAAACUAGUUCAUAUUUUAUCUGAAAGGAAAAAAUUUUCCCGAGGAACAGUAUCAGAAUGGAGUUCUCCCCCCAAAUCACUCAUGUGUGGUGUGUGUGUGUGUGUGUUUUUUUUUUCUCAUUUUUGUGUAAGACUCAUAGACCAGGGCAGAAGAGCUCAAAAACAGCAAAAAGUUAAAUAAAUUAAAUACAGGAUUCUGACACCGUGAAAGGGUAUUAAAUCUUGUAUAAAUAAAGGGAAAAAUUCGUGCUUAAGCGAAUUCGUUGGGGUGAAGGGGGUUGAUUUUAGGGGUUGAAAAAAUGUUUUUCAUUAAUGGCAAAACUAUUGGUUUUAUCAAAAAAAGUUAAAUUUUAAAAAGGUUUAGAUAGUAAAAAAAACCUAAAACUUUUACAUUUAAAUUUAUUUAAAAAAAUUCGAACUUCAUGGGGAGAAAAAUAUAAAAAAACGAUUUUUUUUUUUUGGUUUUUGUUAUUUUUCUAUUACAAAAAUAGUUCAAAUCGCAUAAAAUUUGGUGGAAAGUUUGCUUUUAAUGUCUUAAAUAAAUAGGAAUUUUUUUUAAACAAAAUAUUAAUUUUUUGAUUUUAUUUUAAUUUUUAAUCAAAAAGCAGACCUAUUAUUCAAUCAAAUUUUCUACUUUAAAACUUUGUUAACUCAACUUUAGUAGUGGUCUUUUUAUUCAUUGAAAGGUCAACUUUCAUAUGGUGAAAUGUUUCUGUGGAAAAAAUAUUCGGGAAAAUGAAAAAAACUAAAAAAUGUCCUUUUUCGAUUUUCAUUUUUUUAUAUUUCCUUUUGCAAAUCAUACAGUAUGCCAAUAUACAAUACACAAUUUAUUUAUAAACAUUCUACAAAGCAUUAAAGAUUAGUAAAAUAUAUAUUUUGAUGUGUAAAUUUCAGUAUAAAUUUGUUUAUUCAAAAAAUAAAUUAUUCAUAAUAAUUGAUAAAUAUACAAAAAAUGAAUAUUAUAAAUGAUUUUGAAAAAAAUAGGCAUAAAACAUUAAAAAUUAAUAAACAUCGUCCAAAUAUUAUCUUUCCAUACAUUACAAAAUUAAUAUCACUAUUGCUAAAUUUAAAAAAAAUUAUGAAUUAAUAUUUAUCCUUCUUUUUGAUGGAUUGUCUUUUUCAUAAGUUUCAUCUUCACCUUCAGUAUUAUUGUCAGUUUCUUUGAGAUCACCAGCUUCUUCAUUUGCUUCUUCUUCCUGCACUUCCUCUUGCUGUAAAUUGCUCACUGCUAUAUCUUCUAUUAAUUCUGAUUCAAAAUCCUCAAAAGACUUUUUCUAGAUUAUUGCAGUGCUCAUUAUCGUGACAUUUUAAGCACAGAUUUGUACAUUUCAAUCCGUGUUUCUUGCAGCCGCAAUUACUUUUGUGGCAAAGGCUGUUGCAACUGCAAGAAAUUGAUUGCAAUAAUUUCUCUGGAAUUAACUCAACAUUCACACUAUAUGUAUAUAUUUUUUUUUAAAAAUUGAAAACAUUAAUUUCAUUUAAAUAAUUUUUUUCACAAAGAUUGAAAAAUAAAUUUAAAAUGAAUAGAACUGUAGAAAAUUUGAUUUCAAUUACUUUGCAAUAUUUUUGUUACUCUACUAAUAUAAAUGUUUAAAAUAAUAAUAAUAAAUAAAUAAACAAAGCAAUUGAUGAUUAAAUCGCCAGUAUUUACUUUUAUUUUAAUAACUGGUUUCAAUUUGUUUUGGUUAGUACACGAUGAUAGUUUAAAGUAAGUUAUAUUUCAUUGCAAAGAUAAAAUUCAAUUGUUCAACGUUAACUUACUAUAGUUAAACAAAAAACAAUCCGCACUUGCACAAACUUUAUUCAGUAAUCUUCAAUACAAUAUUUUAAACACCAUGUGGUUUCCAAAAUAAAAUGAUGCUACUCACAAGACUGUUCUUUUGAGACUGUCUAACGGUUUCGUCAUCUGCUCCAAAAUGAGUCGGCUCCGCCCCUGACCCAUAGGUGGAUUUACGGGGGUGCCAGGGGAUGCGCCGCACCCCCAACAUUUUGGUUGAAUUUUCAAAAAAAAAAAAAAAAAAUAGAAUAUCAUUUUAUAAGGAAAAAAAAUUUUUUUUUUUUCAUCAGGAAGUUUUUAAAACAGCUUAUACUUUUCUACAGCUACAAUGCAAGUUAAUUUACUAGAAAGCAAACCUAAAAAUACAAUAAAGAUUGCCGGUGCAAGAGAAAUUGUGCGACUUAUGAAGAAAUAUUUUAUCCGCUUAAAAAAAGAAAGAUAAUAAAUAAUUACAUGCAUCAAAUGUACACCUAUCUUAAAUUAUUUAUUAUUCAGUGCUGUAUUGUAGAAUAAUUGUAUGCUCUGUAACUGGAUACUUAAUGGUUAAUUAUUACAAUUUCUUUUUCUUAGAAACAACCAUGGGUAAUAAUGUCAAAAAAUAUGGUUAUUGUAAUAUAUUUCCUCAAAAACAAAACAAACUGUUUGAAGUCCUUACACAUCAUUCCAGUAAACAGUGACAUAAAAAUGCUCUGAAAUCAAAUAAAAAUAAGGACCCCAAAGACCCCAUGCUUGUCCUGGGAAAUCCCCCCCCCCCCCCAACCAGAGCUGCCACUGAUUUCCGCUACUAAAAUAGUUGCUUUAGUUGUCUUUAGCAUAAAAAAUAGUUACCAUAUAAAGAAAAUAGAUUCUAUAAUAGUCUCACAUUUUUUUAAAAAAAGCAUUUACAUCAUAUUUAUGCAAUGGUAUUUCGAUAAAUAGACAUCACUCACAGCAGUGGGAUAGACCUAUACGUGGGGCAAAUUUCCACUAAACAACCCUUGGAAAAGAAAACUUUAAAAAGCAUUUUCCAAACUUUAGUUCAAUCUUUUAGUUUGGAAAAACUUAACCUGGCAUCAUUGUAAAGACUACACAGAUCCUACUCACAGCAUUAUGACGCGACGUCAUUUGCCCUUGCCCUAACUAUAGAAGCAUCGCAUUCCAAUCGAGAGAAAAUUAGCUCUUGUUUUCAAAAAAUUAAUGACUUGGAUACAAGAAAUUAGAAACCGAAAAACAGUUAGAAAGAAAUUAGAAUUUUUUUCAGAAAUCGCGAUUGCGAAAACGAAACUUUUUGUGCAAAAAUAUGAGCAUCUCAUUUCUGGUCGUGAAUCAUUUUUCAUUUCAUUUUCCUACUUUUUAAACAUUUCAUUUUCCCUCUUUUUAAACGAUUGUUUUUAAAGAAUAAACACUGUAAAAUUUUCCUGUUCCGCGGUUUUUUCCCUGGUGAAACGAAUUUUCACUUUUUUUUUGUAUUACUUUUUUGUCUCAGGAGGCAAAAAAAUCAUUUUUACGUAUCUCAGUUACAUUUGCUUAAAUGGGUGCAUAAUAGUCGUUUUUUCCCUUUGCCGUCAAAAUAGUAGCCUCAGUCGCAAUUGGCAUCCCCCCAACCCGACUCCCGGUAUUGUUGCACUCCCAGAAUUCAGUCUAAAUCUGCCUAUGCCCUGCCCCUGCCACUUCGGUGCUUUGGAGAUGUCUGCUUUGAGAAAUGUGUACCUAUUAUACCUUCCAGAAAACCAGAUUCUCAAGAUUUUGGAAAAUUUCCAUUGAGAAGAAAAAUUUUUAGUUGAUCUUCAACUAAAAAAAAUAAUGAAAAUCGAAAACGGACAUUUUUUAGUUUUUCCCAUUUUCCAAACAAUUUUUCCACGGAAUUUUUUUUUUUUCACCAUAUGAAAGUUGACCU